AUGAUUAAAUUUGCUUUUUUACAUUUGAGAAAUCCAUUUAUUCAUCGGAUAAAUUUCUCAAGUUCAACAGCAAAAGUAAAAUAAAGAGUGAUAACAAAAUAAUAAGAGAAUUUCAUUAAUGAGCUUAAAUAGUCUUAUAAGUCUUUGGCUGAUAAUUUAUAAAGUAAAUUUGACAAUAAUAAAAAAAGGUGAGGAAUCUGUGCUUAACUUAUUUAAGAAAGAUUAAGAAGAGGAUAAAUAAUAAUAAAUAGGAUCUGCAAGUGAAAAAGCAGUAAUUGCUUAAUAUAUGAAUGUACUUAACUAUAGGUAGAUAAUUGAUUAAUAAAUAAAAAUAGUUUUGCUUAAUAUUAUUAAAGUUUGAGUCCUGAAGAGUAAUUAAAAAGAAGUAAAGAUAUUAUAAGAUCUGAUGUAUUAAAAAAAGAUUGGGAUACUUUUUUAAGAGAAAAUAGAGAUUAUCAAGAUUAUUCACUUUUUGAUAAAAAUUUAUUAGCAAUAAAAUAUAGUCAUAAAGAUUAUGAAAAAAAUGAAUCUAAAUAUAAAAAUAGAUUGAAUUUUUAUGGUGAUUUGGAUGAAAAUGUAUAGGAAAGACAAGAAAAGGAAAAUAUUUAUAGUUUUAUUUAUGAAAAUCCUGAGAACAAUAAAGUUGUUAGUAAGAUACCUCCAAAAAGAGAAUUAUUUCUUUUAUGGAGAAAAAAGAAAGCAAGAAGAACAAGAAGAGCAAAAAAACUCAUUAAGAGAAAAAUACAAGAUAAUUAAAGAUGGUUAAUGAAGGAGGAUAAUUUAUAAAGAAAACGUAGAAGAUUACCUGCACCAAAAUUAUCAUUCAGAGCAAAAUUUGAAUUGUUUGGAUUAUUUAAUGAGGGUUGGACAGUUAGAGAUUUAUCAAUUAAAUAUGGAAUAAUGCCUUAUAGAGUAAAAGCUAUUAUAUAUUAAAAACGAUAUUUUUUUGAUGAAGUAUUUCCACAUCUUCCAUUUGAAUAUUUAAGAGAUUUGAUAGCAAUAGAACUAUAUUUUGAAAGAUAAUUUGGAGCAGUAGAUUAUGGAGUUGAUAUAGAAUAAAUGAGAAAAAUAGAAUCAGGAUAUUUAUAGACAAAGUAUAUAUAUUAAAUUUAUAAAUAAAUUAGUUUUAAGACACCUGAUAGAAAUGUUGAUAUUGCAAAAUUAUCAGAAAAAGAAUAAGAAAGAAUAAAGAAAUUAUUUGAAGAAAAGAAAUCUAAAAAAUAUGAUAUAGUAACUGAGAAGUUUUAAGGAUAUGGAAAUAAAGGGUAUAAAUAUAUAAAUAUUUAAGUUAUUAUUUGAAAUCUUGGAUUAUGCAUAAAACUCGUUCAAGACAUGGUGUUAAUAGAAUCUUUGAAAGAAUCAUUAAAGAUAGUGAUAAGACUUAUAAAUUACCAGUUACAGCAUAAGCUAGAUUAAAAGAAGGUCCUCGUAUUGCAAGUACUCACUUUGGACAUAAAUGAGAUUAGUAUUUUAAGAAAAUAUAAAUUUAAUUAUGUUAACAUACA
This is a messenger RNA of Paramecium sonneborni, 1505 nucleotides long. Lineage: Eukaryota; Ciliophora; Oligohymenophorea; Peniculida; Parameciidae. The record is from the annotation of a GenBank genome assembly.